AUGUCCACCACUCUCGUCAAGAGCGGACCCUCUCAGCAGCCCGCGCUCAAGGCCGCGGUGCCCGCGAUUCCUCUGGUCAACUCUCCUCUAGCUCUACCUGCAUCAAUUGCACAUGCGGCACUUCUUAGUGGUCUUUUCUACUGGCGAUUUGAUGCCCUGGUGGCUGAUCCCGUCUCGACCCUCCAGACUGGUCUUCCUGUAGUCGCUGCUAUCCAGGCUGUCUACUUGAUGCUGAGUCUUCCCCCCGCGGGAUCUUCGUUGUCAUCUAAGAAGCUGCGCCCUGGUGAGAAGAAGAAGUCUGCUGAUGGACGGGAAGCAAAGGCUAUUCCUACCGCGGUUAUCUCCUUGCUCCUCGCCCUCAUCCUGACGCCCGCCCUCCAUAUCCUACUUGUCCUUUUCGGCGCGCCGUUUCUUACUCACAUCCCGCACACGCUCUUGUGCUGCGCGCACAUUGCUGUCCUCGCUAUAUACCCCGUCUUCUACGUCCGCGGUUCCGACCCCGUUCCUCUGCAGGCUGUGAUUGGAGUUUCGGCACCCUUUGACCAGACCUUUGGCGGCUUCGUCGGAACCGUCGUUGGAGCGUGGCUUGGAGCCGUCCCUAUCCCUCUCGAUUGGGACCGCGAGUGGCAGAAGUGGCCCGUUACAAUUGUUGCUGGUGCCUACCUUGGAUAUAUCGUUGGUUCUCAGCUUUUGGGCAAUGUCCUCUUUGGAAAACGCUGGGCUGUUACCCCUGAGAUCAAGGAGGAAUAA
This is a messenger RNA of Fusarium coffeatum, 750 nucleotides long. RefSeq lists its product as uncharacterized. The record is from RefSeq and is a predicted model, not a curated record. The transcript is spliced from 2 exons. Gene Ontology annotation, biological process: GPI anchor biosynthetic process. NCBI's taxonomy places the organism in Eukaryota, Fungi, Ascomycota, Sordariomycetes, Hypocreales, Nectriaceae. Bases 1 to 750 code for a protein of 249 amino acids. Gene Ontology annotation, cellular component: endoplasmic reticulum membrane.